AUGGCAUAUCUUUACGAACAGGCUCAGGAUGACAUCCAGAAAGCUACAAUAGUAGUUGUGAAAGAGCAUGAGACUGGGGAGGUGGUAGGAUCGGCAAUACUUUAUCACCCCGAUUCCAUACUAGGAAGGCUGUUUCCUCUCGAAAACGGCCGGAUGGGUGGCGUGACAGGUAUGAUGAUAUCGGAUAAUCGACAACCAGAGCUUAUCGCCCAGGCGCUUCUUGUUGGUGCUGCUGAGCAAUUGAAGGAACGAGAAUUUGCAGGGUGCUGCGUGUUUCUUGCCGACCAAGAACCUUUACGCAAAAUGCUUACCGAACUAGGCUUUCAAAAGGUAUACGAAUUCCUUGGGAUGGAGCAACAAGUUUGA
Messenger RNA from Exophiala aquamarina CBS 119918, 366 nucleotides. RefSeq lists its product as uncharacterized. NCBI's taxonomy places the organism in Eukaryota, Fungi, Ascomycota, Eurotiomycetes, Chaetothyriales, Herpotrichiellaceae. The transcript is spliced from 2 exons. The coding region runs from base 1 to 366 and encodes 121 amino acids. The record is from RefSeq and is a predicted model, not a curated record.